AAAAAUAACUAAUUAAAUCCAUAUAUAAAACAAAAUUUUUUUUUUUUUUUAGAAUAAUAUAAUGUCUUCUAUAUCUCUUUCUAACGUUUCCCGAAGUCUUCGACAAGUUUAUUAUAAAAAACCAAUUCCGAUUUCGAUCAAAUAUAAAAAUGAGUUUUUAUUGCAAAAGCAAAAUGAGGUAAAUACGAUACAACAACGGUGGGCUACAAAGAAAGCUGGAGGAUCAUCACAUAACAACCGUGAUUCGCCUGGUAAACGUUUAGGAAUAAAGAAAUCUGACGGCGAAUAUGUCAAAGCAGGAAAUAUCAUUGUUCGACAACAUGGUACAAAAUUUCAUCCUGGUGAACAUGUAAAAAUAGGAAAAGAUUUUACGAUACAAGCAUUACAACCAGGUUACGUAAAAUUUUAUACGUAUCCAGAAAGACCAGAAAGGAGAUAUAUUGGAAUCAUAUUUGAUCCGAAUGAUAAAUUACCAAGAACGCCUACUGAUCCAAGAUCACGUAGAUUUGAUCUAAUUGAUUUAAUAACUUAUAAUGAAAAAUUAAAGAAAUCCCGUGAAUAUGCAAUGAAUCUUCGUCAAAAUGAUUCUUAAGAAGUAUAUUAUUUGAAAAGAUAGAUUAUAAAUGAAUUUUCAUUUUAAAGAGACAUUUGUUAAAUUAUUAUGUAUUUUGAUAGGUAAAAUUAAAGUUCGUAUGAAAUAUAAAUCUUCUCAUUCAUGUUUAUUCAUCACUUCAUAAUAAAUACUAAAGAUGGAAAAAACUGUUAUAAUAAGAAUAAAAAAGGAAAUGUAAUAAUUAA
Molecule: messenger RNA, 798 nt
Organism: Rhizophagus irregularis DAOM 181602=DAOM 197198
Lineage: Eukaryota; Fungi; Glomeromycota; Glomeromycetes; Glomerales; Glomeraceae
Product: mitochondrial 54S ribosomal protein bL27m
Biological process (GO): translation
Cellular component (GO): mitochondrial large ribosomal subunit; ribosome
Molecular function (GO): structural constituent of ribosome
Source: RefSeq, a predicted model, not a curated record